AUGUCCGCCGCAAAGCAAAAGGCCCAGCAAAUCAUUGACGACAAUGCCGUCGUCGUCUUCUCAAAGUCCUACUGCCCUUAUUGCCGCGCUACAAAGUCGCUGUUGAACGAGAAGCACGCGAAGUACUUCCUGUUGGAGCUGGAUGAAGUUGAUGACGGAGCCGCGAUCCAAGAUGCGCUCGAGGAGAUCACCGGCCAACGAAGCGUGCCUAACAUUUUCAUCGGACACAAGCAUAUUGGUGGAAACUCGGAUUUGCAGAGCAAGAAGGGACAGCUUGAUGGGCUGUUGCAGGGCGCUGGUGCUGUCUAG
Molecule: messenger RNA, 309 nt
Organism: Exophiala viscosa
Lineage: Eukaryota; Fungi; Ascomycota; Eurotiomycetes; Chaetothyriales; Herpotrichiellaceae
Product: glutaredoxin 3
Exons: 2
Coding region: 1-309 (102 amino acids)
Biological process (GO): cellular response to oxidative stress
Cellular component (GO): nucleus; cytoplasm
Molecular function (GO): glutathione disulfide oxidoreductase activity
Source: RefSeq, a predicted model, not a curated record